AUGGCUACCGUUGCGCCGGGACCGACAUCAGGAAUCAACUCGAUCCUGCCUACAAUAGAUCUCAACUUCAAGUACUCUGAAAUUAGGUCGCAGAUCAAGGACUUUUUUCUUCAUUUCAAAUCUACCUCAAACAUUGACGACGUCCAGAUCGACGACAGUGAGAUUGGUCAAGGUCCCAAAUAUAUGAACCUUCUCCAGAAGAUUGCAAAUAGAGAAAUUACCACUCUAUAUAUCGAUCUGGACGAUAUCAAAUUGUACGAGGACACACAAAAUAUCGCACAAAAUGUGUCUCAAUCGCUGCCCCGUGGUCUUGCAGAGUUGAUUGUCAAGAACACGUACCAUUAUGUCGAGCUGUUCUCCCAGGUGGUGGACGAAAUCAUGCCUCUUCCGACAGUGAAUAUCUCGCAUAAAGACGACGUGUUGGAUGUUAUCAUUCACCAGCGAAAGCUGCGUAACGCACGAAUUGAAAACGAGCACCGUGAAGAGCUCGCUGAAACUCAACUGGGCGAGGACCAGGAGGAGCUGCGAAACGUGGAUACGCCGAAUCUCUUCCCUCCUCAACUGACAAGACGAUACUGUAUCUAUUUCCGCCCUCUCACGGUUACCGCCAAAGGAGGCAAGGCUUUGGCUGUGCGCGAUGUCAAGGGCUCUUAUCUAGGACAGCUAAUUACGGUCAGAGGAAUUGUCACUAGAGUUAGCGAUGUCAAGCCGACUGUUCAGGUGACCGCGUACACCUGCGAUACCUGCGGGUUUGAAAUUUUCCAAGAGGUCAACACCAGAACUUUCACACCGCUCACAGAAUGCACGUCGGAAAGAUGCACAAGUAAUCAACACCGAGGAAAGCUGUUUCCAAGUACAAGAGCUUCAAAAUUUUCCGCAUUCCAAGAUGUCAAGAUUCAGGAGCUGGCCAACCAAGUGCCAGUGGGACAUAUUCCAAGAACUCUUUCCAUUCAUGUCAAUGGUGACUUGGUGCGUUCCAUGAACCCAGGUGACAUUGUGGACGUGACUGGUAUAUUCUUGCCUGCUCCGUACACGGGCUUCCGUGCUCUUAGAGCUGGCCUUUUGACCGAAACCUAUUUGGAAGCUCAGUUUGUCAAGCAGCACAAACGCAAAUACGAAUUUUUGGGUCUCACUCCCGAAGUGGAGCAGAAAAUCCUUGAAAUUACGUCUCAGGGCAACGUGUAUGAGAGGCUAGCCAACUCCAUUGCACCGGAGAUUUUUGGCCACACAGACAUCAAAAAAGCUUUGCUGUUGCUUCUGGUGGGUGCUUCGCCGAAAGAAAUUGGAGACGGUAUGAGAAUUAGAGGUGAUAUCAAUAUUUUACUGAUGGGUGACCCGGGUGUGGCCAAGUCCCAAUUGCUGAAAUCUAUAUCCACCAUUGCUCCCCGCGGCGUCUACACUACCGGUAAGGGUUCUUCUGGAGUGGGUCUGACUGCUGCAGUGAUGAGAGAUCCUAUCACAGACGAAAUGGUUCUUGAAGGUGGUGCUCUGGUUUUGGCCGAUAAUGGCAUCUGUUGUAUCGAUGAAUUUGAUAAAAUGGAGGAGGGAGACAGAACAGCUAUCCAUGAAGUGAUGGAACAGCAGACAAUUUCCAUUUCCAAAGCAGGAAUUACAACGACUUUGAAUGCCAGAGCCUCGAUUCUCGCCGCCGCCAACCCGCUUUACGGAAGAUACAACACGAAAUUAUCACCGAACGAGAAUAUCAACCUACCUGCCGCGCUGCUUUCAAGAUUUGAUGUGCUAUUCCUCAUCUUGGACCGUCCUAGCAGAGAAGACGACGAAAGACUGGCAGAGCAUGUUGCUUAUGUUCACAUGCACAACAAGCCACCAGAAUUUGGCGUCAACCCGAUUGACUCCUCCACCAUGAGACAAUUUAUCUCCAUGGCCAGAAGGUUCAGACCUGUGGUCACUAAAGAGGUUAGCGAUUACGUCGUCCAAGCAUACAUCAAAAUGAGAAAGGAAAGCAAGAUGAUUGAGAACUCCAAAAAAUAUUUUAGCCAUACCACUCCAAGAACACUGCUGGCAGUGCUGAGACUCUCUUUGGCUCUUGCCAGAGUCAGAUUCAGUAACGAGGUGGUUAUUCAGGAUGUCGACGAGGCCUUGAGACUUAUGAAUGCAGCCAAACAGUCGCUGUAUCAAGAUGAAGCUGCCGAGUUGGAGGAGACGCCUACAGCCAAAAUCUUCAAUCUUAUCAAGGAGAAGGUUCACGAUUACAUUGCUAACAACGGCAAUAAGCUGGUGCCGAUGUCACUGCUUAGAGAGUCGUGUUUGGGUAAAGGCUUUACCGAGAAUUUGUUUAACGAGUGUAUUUACCGCUACCAGGCGCUUUCGGUUUGGCAGGUGGUGGACGACGGAGAGAACCUCGCGGUUAUCGGAAACGUCGACGACGAAGAUAUCGAUAUGUUCUAGUUUAUCAAUAAAAAUAAAUGUUUAGUUCAGACCAAGAUCUUUCAUCACCAUGGCCUUGCAGAUUGGAUGGUAGCUUUGCUCAUAUUUUUUGAAGGUGGCUAUCGCCAGCUCCCUGUCGGCCUCGUUAAGUAGCACAUAUCCCGGUCUAACAAAUUUCAUUCUACCAACAGUACCCAGCCAGUCGGCAAGCUUUUGGUAUUCAGAUUGAAUUUGGGCAGUUAGCAAUAGUCGGAACCAUCUGAAAACGACCUCAGCGUUGCUGGAAUUCUCAUACUUGGUGUACUUCUUUUUCAUGAUUUGAAUUGCCUUCUGCCCAUUUUUGGAACUCCAAUCGAAUCCAUCUUGAUUCUGAUAGGAAACAAGCUUGUCUAAAAAUACGCCGUUUUGGUUAGAUGUGAAGUUCUCAAUGUCGGACGGCGAAAAAUUGGACUCCAACGAAUCAGGAGCAUUGCUUAUCACCUUGAUCCAUCUUCUCGCAAGCGAGAAGCACUCGUCAGCAAGUGUGGUGUCAAAACUUGGUUUUGGAGGCAGACCUGGAGCAUACAACCAUGUCUCCCAGUCGAUGGAAUCAAGCAGAUCCUUCUUAUCAGAAUAGAACUCGUAAAGAGCAUCUAAGAAUUGAUAUGUAUCCAAUGACUUGUACUUGAACUUCUCGAAGUAAUGUUUGAUGAAUGGGUCGAAUGCUUCCUUGCUGCCAAGAGUUUGUUCGAUGUGGAACAAAAGGUUGAAGCCUUUUUCGUAAGGAACUGUACUGAAUGAAUCGUCUGGAUCAUCACCAUGCUUUAAAUUCAGCACCAGCUUGCUAUAUUUCAAAGCUGUGCUGCCCAUAGCAGCAAUCGAGUUUUCCAGAUCAGUCCAUCCAAUGAUGGAGCUAAAGUGUCUGUGUUUUUCACCAUGCAAUCUCUCUAGGAUUCUACGCUCCAAAUAAACAGUCCAUCCCUCAUUGAGCCAGAAGUGUUCGAAUGAGCAAUUGGUUACAAGAUUGCCUGCCCAACUGUGGCUCAAUUCGUGCGCAAUGACAUCGACAUUCUCUUUGUCACCAGAAAUCAAGGUUGGAGUGGCGAAAGUGCAGUUAGGAUGUUCCAUGCCACCAAAAGGCAUCGACUGAGGAAGCACCAGAACAUCGUAGUCCUUCCACUCAUACUCGAAUACAAGACUUUCUGCAGUCUUUAUGAAAUUCUCAGUAUCAUCCUUGAACUCGUUUUGACAGGCCUCCAAAAAGCUGGGUUCCGUCCAAACUCUUGAGCGUGGCCCUAUUGGUGCGUCUUUGAGGUCCCCGGAAGCGAUGGAACACAGGUAAGAUGGGAUUGGAACCGGCUGGUAGAAGUUGUAGAGGGUAAUUCCGUUUUCCAAAGGUGUCUUCUUAGACAACAAACCAGACAUCAACACCGGAAGAGAGGAUUGGAUAUUGAAUUCGAACGGACUUUUCACGGAGGGAGUAUCAAAGCAUGGGAAGAAUGAGCGGGCAUGAAUAGCCUCGCAUUGGGAGAACAAGUAUGGAAGCUUUUUGCCGUCAGUCUGGGGUGGCUCGAGCCAUUGCAAGGCGGUACCUUUUCUGGUGGUUUCGUAAAAAAUUUCCAGUUUGAAACCCUCGUGGGCUUUGAAGUCGUAGUUAACAUACAAAGGAACGCCUAAAGGCCCACUGCUUGGUUUCAGCUCAAAGGACUGGAUGGUACCGUUGAUUGUCACUUUUUUUAUUUUAAGAUGAGCAGUGUCCAGAACUAACUCUUUGGUAUCGACUAAAGGUUUUAUGAUGUAUGUUACAGAACCAUCGAGAAUCUUGUCUGUGAAUUUAACUUUCAAGUUCAGGAUUGACUUCUCGACUUUGAACUUAAGAUAAGAUGAUAAGGUUGAGGGGUCUUGUUCUGGCGACGAGUGAGGCACAUGUGGUGCAAUAAUGGACCAAAGUUUUGGGCUAAUAUUAGGAUAGUUCGCCGACAUGGUGCUUAAAGAUUCAAACCGUUGAGAAAAAGUAUGCUUUAUGU
This is a messenger RNA of Ogataea polymorpha, 4394 nucleotides long. RefSeq lists its product as uncharacterized. The transcript has 2 exons. The coding region runs from base 1 to 2409 and encodes 802 amino acids. Gene Ontology annotation, molecular function: ATP binding; ATP hydrolysis activity; single-stranded DNA binding. Lineage: Eukaryota; Fungi; Ascomycota; Pichiomycetes; Pichiales; Pichiaceae. Gene Ontology annotation, biological process: double-strand break repair via break-induced replication; DNA replication initiation; DNA strand elongation involved in DNA replication. The record is from RefSeq and is a predicted model, not a curated record. Gene Ontology annotation, cellular component: nucleus; MCM complex.